AUAUUUUGUUCACGAAGUUUAUCGUCGCUUGAGAUCGUCGUAGAUUCACACAUAUUCAGAUUGCUUCCUCUCUAUCGUCGAUCAUUAACGAAUUAAAGAAAAACUAGUCGAGCUUAUUUUUGUCGAAGAACGUUUCUGGGCUAUGAAAUAGGAUCGUCACAUUAUAGGAGGCUUGAAAACAAUUCGAUGCGAGGGAAAGUAGCAAAGUAGAUCCUUAACUUUGGAUCCGAUCGAUAUUAUCCAGGAAGAAAAAUCAAAAAGAAAGAGAAGAAGAAAAAAAAAGGAAAAUGAUCGUCGCGCCAACGAUGGAAGAAAAUUCGGGGAUCUUCGAGUCGGGAAAAUUGAGCACCGGUCGAUUGAACGGACAUAGUAUCACGAUCAAUACGGGGAAUCGUGAACCAAAGGAAUUGGACAGUCCGAGUUCGAGUUCGAGUUCGAGUUCGGGUUUUCGGCUGGACUCGGACGCGAGCUCGGUCGCGGGCUCAUCUUCGAAUCUCGAUAGGAGAUUAUCGUUGGACGGUAAGACGGAGAAGACGGUAUCGAAGAUGAGUAGCACGAACUCAGCCGGUACCGAAUAUGGAGGAGGACGAGGGCACGGUCACACCGACACUUCUUGCGGCUUGGUGGGUUCUCUCUUCUCCAGUGGUUGUCGCGGACGAGCGGAAGCCUUUGCUCGACGUCUUCACCGACGGCUUACGUCAUUGGGUAACGCAGAUGAAUCUUCGCACGGUAUCUCGACGACUACGACGUCGACGUCCUCGUCAACAGGGGCGGCGGUGGCGGCUGCGGCGGCGGCGGCAGUGAUUACCAAACCGAUAACGCGCGAGGUUGCCUCGUGGUUGCACGCACCCUCCGAAACUGCCGCUGGUAAUCCCAUAGAUCGUAUUUUUCGGCAUCAACCGCGAAACAGUCCGGAAACGGAACUUUAUUGCGACUUCGAAGACGAUCUAGAUUUCGAACAAGAGCCUGGCUCACCCGCCGAAGAAGUCACACCGGCGGAAUUAGCCGACUUGUUGGUAAAUACGGAAAUUCUUAAAACGAAUCACCACGAAACUUGUCAUUGCUCGUCGAAUGGCCCGAGGCUAGGAAUCGAUCAGGAGUCCGAGUCGGAAUGCGUUUUCGCCUCGCCGGCUAGCGGAACCUCGCCGGCGAGCGAAGUUUCUGAGAUUUAUUUCGAUCCAGAAUCGUCCGACGCGGAAAAGGCUAAGAACGAGAUUUACUUUGAUCCCGUUACAAGUUCCGAGAGCGAAUCAACUUCGAACGUUUGUAACAAUUUGGACGACGUCUCGGUGAAAGAAAAGCCCUCGGCUUCGUUGUCGAUGGAUAGAUCGUCUAUAUAUCGAGAGGAUUCCUCAGACUCGAGUCUAUCUUCCAGUAAGUACAAACCGUUGCCCUUGGAAAGGUUUCGCCUUGAUACUCGUCAGAACAGAGCCGUUAAAGAGGAAUGCAGUUCGGAAGAUUCGUUGAACGAUAGGAGUUCUCGCGAGACCACUUCACCGAGUCACGAAUCUCUUUGGAGCACCUUCGACGACGAUAGCACCGUUUCCCUUCGCGACGAGACUGCCAGGCCUGGCUAUAACCAUCUACCAACGCACAAGCAUCUUCCAAAGUCGCAUUCGGACUCGGAGAUACCGGACAACAUAGAUACAAUAACUUUGGCCCCGAGUACCUUACCGAGAACGAUCGAGAGAGAUGAGGAGGAAGGAUGUGACGUUACUGAUUUUCUCAGUGUCCACAAAGAAUUUACUCAAGAUCCGAUCCAAGAACGAGACUCCUACCCUUGCGAUUUUAUCGACGACAAUGAAAUUGAAAAUGUUACUACGGAGGAAGUGGAAAUAACUGGCGACGAUAGUCCCACAGAUGCGAACGGCCAAAUAGAAACAGACCUGAAAGAGUCAGCUACCAACGAUGGGGACCACUCCGUCUAUAUUGGUACAUUGAACAUAGCCGAUGAACUCGUAGUAGAGUGUCCCACGGGACGAAGACUGACGGAGAAAUUGGAUAAAUCUGUAAUGGACGAAAUGACUUUGCGAAUCGAGAAUGAAACAGUAUUAACCGCGAAGAGCGACGAGAAAAUGUCUCUUUUCUUGUUGGAUUUGGACAGAGAGAAGUGUAACAGAGAUCAGAGUAGUUCAAUAAAUAGGAACAAGAGGGGGGACGAGCUAAUUGCCUCACAAGAAACUAAAGAAGAAGACGAGGAGGUGGAGGAUGACGAGGAAGGGGAGGGUGAGCAAUCGAUGGAAGAAGGGAGACCGCGGAGGCUUAGACGAUGUUCCUCGUUGAAGACUGGUAAGACGCCACCAGGAACACCCGGAAGAAAAAAGAUCGUUAGAUUUGCCGAUGUUCUGGGGUUGGAUCUUGCGGACGUAAGAACCUUCCUCGACGAAAUACCAAAGAUACCAAAUUCGGCAUAUAGCGAUUUGAUCUACGACGACAGCUUCCAAAAAGAGAGCAGUCCGGCGAGCCUCGGCCUUUCUACGAGCUGGAACAACCGAUAUUCGGAGAGACCUGGCUCGUCCGCGUCAAGAGUCGUUGACAGGACAUUAGUACCGCUCUUUCAACAACCCGGUGGACUUCCAAAUUUUCUCGAUUUCGUUCGAGAACGCAAAGUGUGCUUAGAAAAUGUUCUCGUCCAGGAUCCGCUAACUCUCUGCAUACAAGGUACGGUGAGAGUUCUCAAUCUCGACUUUCACAAAUCAGUUCACAUAAGAUACACCCUAAACUCUUGGAAGAAUUUCAGCGAUCUUCAAGCGAGCUACAUAUCGAACUCGUGCGACGGCUUCAGUGACAAAUUUUCUUUCGUUCUCUAUUGUCACACUCUGACGGUCGGACAGAGACUGGAAUUUGCUGUCAGAUUUCAAUGCAAGGGCACACAAUUUUGGGACAACAAUGCCGGCACCAAUUACUGUUUUCAAUGCUUACCUGUCUCUUCCAGCCUCGAAUACGUCUCAGUAACGGCGAAAGAAAAUCAAAGAGACUGGUCACCUGUGUUCUACUGAUUCCUACAUACUCGACGAUUAAAGAUUCUUAUCUUUAAACUCAUUUGGAAAUGAUACCGGCGGCAUCACUCUCUACUAACGAUCGUCAAUUAUUAUUUCCUGCCAAUUUCUGAAGAAUUCAAAAUACUCAAUUAAUCGUCCGAUCGAGUUCGAUCGAGUACCGUAUCAUUUACAAAUUCGAUUAUAUGUACACGAAGGAAGACUGAGAAACUGACAAUGAAAGAACAUUGAUUUCAAUGAACAUAGUCAAGUAUAUCCAUCAAGUAUUUUGAUGACUAGAGCGAUAUACGAUAAUACAAGAAAAAAGGAAAAAGCACGAAUACCUUGUCGAGCGUUGGCGGUUAUGUCGAGAUGUCGGUGUCGUUGCAUCCACCUUUACGCUCUCAACUUUUUCUCUAUCGUCAUCUGCAUUUUCUUACGCUUAUCUAUGAAACACAAGGAAUCUAUCUUGUUUUGCCAACAAGAAAAUUAUCGUGCGACCAAGUCGUAUUUAAAUAAAUCCUUUCAAUAUCGUUCGUAACAUCUCCCGCUAUGAUGGGUGCCUAUAUAUGUACGUACGCACGUGCUUCUACGAUUCGAACGAAGAGAUUUUUUAGCCGAUGACCAAUCUGAAAGUUAAAAGCAUGAGGCGAAAAUAUUAUUAACAUUGAUAAAAAGAUGUAAUGAAAAUGAUCAUUCGUUACCUCAAGCACUUCCAGAAUUGUCGGUGAAUGUUCCAUAAAAUCGAGAUUACAUACGAAUAUAUUAUCUAGGAAACAUACAUCGUAGAAAUGGCACUGAUAAUGCAAAUUUGUCUCGGUAGCGGUUUUUGUUAUUAGUGUCAGACAUAUUUUUCUUUCUCGCCAUAUUUAAUUGUACGUAAUAAUGAAUACCUAACUAAACGAAUAAAUGAGACGCAAAGUAGCGAAUAUUAUUCGAGUAACGUAUUGCUAAAUGCAAUGGUGGACCGGGGAUGGUGUACCAAUCUCGUUUACUUUUAAAUUUCUCAUGACUAAUCUUUGUCGUUUAAAGUCAUGCAACGUGUAAAAUCGUUCUUUAUACUUACGUGCUUAUGGACGUAUCAAACAAACGGCAAUUAUGUAUAUGUAGUUGCAGACUUUAAAAAAAUAUUUCGCGAAAAUAUAUAUAUGUAUUCAUUGGAUCGAAGAUUAGUACAAAGAAUGUUUUUGGGUAGUCGAGGUAUAUUGUAUAUGAAUAUAUUAAUAUAUCUAAAGUAAAAAGAAAUAUAUAUAUAUAUAACAGAUAAAUAUGAUUGAAUUUAAAAGAAACAAAAUAUAUCUUUACAUAAAUGUACACGAGGAUGAGAGUUUUCAUACUUUUGACUCUAGAUGAAAAUAAUAGAAGGGAUAUAUUUGAGAUGAAGAAAAAAACAAAAAAAAAAAAGAAGGAAGAAGAAAAAGAAAAAGGAGAACGAAUAAUUUAUUACGUAAUCGUAAAUUUUUGUAAAUAGAAUAGUAUCAGUGUUGAGUUUAUCGUCGUAUAUCUUUGCACAGUUUACAGGAAAAAAAAAAUACAAAAAAAAAAAAAUUACAGAAAAAGAAAGUAACAAAGAAACAAAACAAAAGAGAUGUUUUAUUUGCAUACAUUUGAAACGACGUUUAAACGACACCCUGUGAUAUGCUUUUUCGAGAAAAGAGCGAAUUAUUUUUGUUAAUCCUCUCCGAGAUAAGAAGACGAGACGAGAAAUCGAGCGAAGCUUUUUUAUCGUUCUAAUAAUCGCAACGCUUACCGAACGAACGAAUACGAGAAAAUUCUUCAUCGAAAGGAAAUAUAAUAAUAAAUGAAAACUCAUCGAUAUGUAAUAAGUGCGAUAUAACCUGAUCGACCAGCAGCGCGU
Messenger RNA from Vespula pensylvanica (western yellowjacket), 4836 nucleotides. RefSeq lists its product as uncharacterized. Gene Ontology annotation, cellular component: protein phosphatase type 1 complex. The coding region runs from base 288 to 2999 and encodes 903 amino acids. The transcript is spliced from 2 exons. Gene Ontology annotation, biological process: regulation of glycogen biosynthetic process. Gene Ontology annotation, molecular function: glycogen binding; protein phosphatase 1 binding. Lineage: Eukaryota; Metazoa; Arthropoda; Insecta; Hymenoptera; Vespidae. The record is from RefSeq and is a predicted model, not a curated record.